UUUUAGCAGAAUGUGACCACAAGAUGUCACAGUUGCUUUGCUGAGAUGCGCGGUCCUGCCCAUGUCCUACUCCCCAGCCUUUCCCCGCGGUUCUUCCUGUAUCUUUAUAAGCACACACACUUUUAAUUGUUUGGGGUUUUGGUUUGGUGGUGUUUUUUUUGGUUUUUUUUUUUUUUUUUGGCAAAGCAAGCUUUGUUCGUUGUGUCCUAGGGAAAUGUAGGCAUUCAUGGUUCUAGCUCAUUUAGACAUUAUCAGUUCAGGGUAUAAAAUAGAAGAUAUCCCAGAUUUAGGAUAGUCCAGCCUGCAGAGAUCAAUUUUGAGUUGAGCCAGAGGAAAAUCUAGGUUUGACUUUGCAUACAAGCACUUCUUGGUGCUGCGUGGAAUUACUGGUCAAGCACAGCUCCCCCACAGACUUCAGCUCCCCUUUGCCAGAAGAUGCAGCAGGCGCAGAAAACACUAAUCACUGUGUUGUGGACUUGAGGUUUUUUGGUUCUUUAUUGCUAACAUUUUUUUUUGCUGCCCAGAAAGCUACCUGCUUAGCCUGGAUGGGGUCCCGGGGGCUGAUGAAAUCAGUUAGCUCAGAAAUACAGUGAGGAAGAAGUUUAAUGUCAGAAUAGCAACUAAGAAGAACCUGAUGAUUUUUGCAGAAUACAAGUAUGGGCCUUUUGGGGUGGUCCAAAUUGAAUUCAAGACCUAAUUCAUGGCCUGUGCAAGCAAUUGCUAUGGAUGCUCCAAACAAAUGGCACUUUCUUUCACGCCCGCCUGGCUGGUGCCUCUUCCCAGCUGGAGUCAGUCAGAGUUUCUCAUUCGGUGUCUGCGCUCCAGGGCACCAGGAGGAAACCUUUGCUCUACCAGCCAUGUGAGAAACAGAAGAAAUCUAGCAAUAAAGCAGAGUAGUUGUUGAGUGGAGCAGCAAGGGCGGAAAGGACCUUGUCCGGUACCUACAGGAAGGGCUGAGGAAGCAGGCAGAGGUUUGCUCUGCCCGCUUGUGCUCAUGAUUGCUCGUCCUCCAACGAUUGCCGCUGCCGUGGGGUCUGGCCACGUCCCCUGGGGAAGGGUGCUGCUCUCCCACCGCUCGCCGGAGAGCAGAGCCCUGCGUGCUCGGUCCCCGGGGGCGGCGGGGACAGGGCUGACCUCCAGCCCUUUGCUCUGUCCCGCCCAGGGGAGCAUGAGAACAUCCCGGGGGCCCGGCGGUUCCCACCCGGCGGGAGGGCUCGGCUCGGCACGGGACAGCGGGUCCCUGUAAAGAGCAGACUCAGCGGCGGCUGGGUGAGCUGUGUUGCCUUUGCCCACAAGCAGUGGCUUAGUGUGAAAGCAUCUGGCAAAGAGGCGGGUUUGGUGGGAGCCAGGGAAGGCUCCCGUAACCCAUGAGCUCAGUGCAAGGGGGUGGGCAGCGGUGGUACACAUUUCUUGUGUGCCAGCUAAUCGGAGGAGGGGAAAUCCUCUUCUUUGGAAACGUAACUGAGGAGCAAACACCACAGGCUGGUCCUCAUCUCCCGGCGAGUGGGUUGGGUGGCUGGAGCUCUGUGCUCUGCACAUCCCAGGGGUCAGGCGAGUCGGUCCCAUGGGGACCACACAUCCUGGCUUGCACAUCUGGGAGCUUCUCAGCGCUUUGGGAAUCCUGCCUGUGGCAGGGCUUGCUUUGCAGUGGAUUUGCUGGCUAUAGGGAAUUGGGAAAAGUUCAAGUCUGAAGCUUCAUCUUCUUCUGCUAGGACUAUGAGUUGGGCCUUUAAGCAGUUUGUGUACCCUGCACACAAGCUCACGGUUUCAGGAAGGAGCAGCAGCCUGCCAGAAAAGAUGAACAAUUGUCAGCACAUGGUUUGCUGGAUCCUACCAUACCCUUUGUGCCAUGACUGGUGUCUGAAAGUGGAAAAGCUCCCCUUCUCUCUGAAAGGAAUCCCAACCUUGCUGCUUGCUGGUGAGCAGUGAGAGAAGUCAGCUGGGAUGAGACAGCUGAUUUCCCCAUGAGGGGUGAUGACACCCCGUGUGCCAUGUGAUGCUUGUUCCAUCUUCGUCAGUCCAUAUGUCAUUGACUCAUUUUUUUCAGCUACGUGUCAUGAAAAUAAGCCUUCUCUGCAACAACAGUAAUAUCAGAAGAAGUGUAAAGCCCAAGCAGUGCUGUGCAUCCUGGCUCUGUCCUGUAGCGGGGUUAUUCCCCAGGCUUCAUGCAUGAGGUUUGCCCAUUCACUUAAGGAAUUGCCAGCGUUGCUGAUCUGAAUUGCCUUAAAACGUGGUGGGGUUUGGGGUUGGUUUUUUUUUGAGUCCUGGCUCUCUGGUGCCAGCUGCCUUGGUUUCCUGUCCUGCAUCUCCCAGCAGCUGCAUCCAGGAUCCUCUCAGAGCAAUAAGGCACUGGAGCAUGGAGAGUUUUCGAGCAAGACUGGGGCACCUCUCUGCUGCUGGAAAUGCCUUGAACUUCCCUGUCUUGCAUGCUUCCAGGGAAGAUCUCAGUCCCUGCUACUCAGGUUAGCAGAGAAGUAGAGAAGAGUGAGACCAGAGGCACUCAGACAAGGACAGUAUAAAGACCCAUGAGUGAUCAUCUUGAGAAAGCCCCCUGAUUAGUGCAUUUCUGUACUUCCUCUGCUAACACUCAGGUACUUGUUCUUUUUACAGGAUGAGAGCCCAUGCCUACUGUGAAGACUUUCUAUUCCCAAAGGUUUGCAGGACCAUGGUAGACCUAUGGUCGGUUUACUCCAAGCCUGUCCCAGCAAACGGCAGAGAGCUGUGGACCUUGUUUCUGCAGUGUUCAUGCAUUACAGCGGUGAUAGGAGGCCUCUUUUACAACUGGAUGUUUGCUUCCCUGGAAUACUCCUGGCAUGUCUCCAUUGCAAUGGCCAUGUCCUUCAGUCCGCUCCUUCUCCUGACCCUUUUCUUGGUGCAUCCUGCCCGUUGUGUCUUCAGUAUGAUCAUGCCUACGUUAGGUACCAAACAAGGCCGGAAGCUUCUCUUGUCAACCUGCAUCAUGAUAGUAGUGAUUAACAUAACACCCAACAUCAUAAGCAACAUUAAAACCAUACUGCAGGUUUUUAAGUGCAUCUGCAAGAAUUCCUCUGAGAGUCUUUUGAACUCAACUGCUCUGCUAGAGACAGCUUCCUGGGAGUUUGGGGGUGCAAUCCAAGAAACCAUUCAUUCCAUUAAUAUUUAUAGGCCUAUGAAUGGACAUUUUCAGUUUUCAUUGCUUAAGAACAGCUCAUUUAUUUACCAACAAAUGCACCUUGCUGGUGAGAAAAUUGGGAGGGACUUUUUGGCUGUUGAGGUACUGGUCAAAGACACUGUACGAGUAGGCAACAAGCUGGUUGCUGGCUUCUCUGUGCUCUAUCUUUGUUUUGAGUCCACCUGGUACUUGAAAAAUUAUCUCACCAACCUCCGCUUUGACAAUUUUUACAUCACCAAGAAGUUGGAACGUUUAGCUGUGGACAGAAAAGCAGCUCAUCUGCUGGUGGGCUCAUCCAAAACCCUCAUUCGACCAACAGGCUUGAAGUUGUCCCGGGAAGAAGUGAUGCUGUGCCUCGUGCAAGCCAUGCUCCUCACCGUGGCCCUGAUGCUGAUGCUGGUGGUCGUGGCAAUGGACCACUUUGCAUUCAGCGUGGCAGACACUGCGGUGAGAAAGGCAGCUCAGUUCUCCACAGUGCCCGUCACUCUCAGCAUUAAAUACCAUGCUAAAAUGGGGGUCCUGCCCUUUUUUUUGAAACUUUUACAGCUUCCUAAUGAAGAAUUACCACUUCGGGACUUUGAAAGAAGUUACCAGCAUUAUCUGACCUUCAGCUCUGCCCACUGCAGGAUCAGUCCCCCAAAGUCUCCCAACCCCUCUGUGCUGCUUGUCGUGGGGCUGCUCUUCUGCAUCCUCUACGCCACCAUAUUCCUGGAAACCUAUGCACACCGCCUGUGCAGAAAAAUCGCAGGCUCCUUCUUCGAAAGCUGGGAGGAGAAGCGAGCACUUUAUCUCUACAAGAAGCUGUCCAGAAAGCACAAGGAGGAGCAAAACUGCAUGAGAAACUAAGGAUACUUUUGGAAAUACAAGGAAUGCCUGAGACCUGUGGCAGUGGCUGGGCACAGGCGUCUGCAAUGGGAUCACACAUUUAAUCUUCCGGAGUCAGAGACAUGUUUGGACUCUCAGGAAAAAUAUUUGCCAAAAAAAGAAAAAAAGGUGAAAUGUCACAUUUUGCAUAAUUUGAGAAAAAUGGGCUAAAUUUACUUUUUUUUUAAAUCUAGAAGGCCUGGAGUCAGCUGUUCAGGAAUGGUGGGAGAUGAUAGCUCAUAUGACUUAGAGGAUAUCUGCAGCAUUAGGCAAGGCUAACUGGGAAAUACGUGGGAGUUGGGGUGGGGGAAGAGCUUAUUUACCUCCCCCAUCACAUCCAUGCUGGAAGAAGUACAUGCUUCCUUUCUUUCUCAAGUUAUGCCUUCAGGCAGCAAAAGAGGAAGCUCAUUUGACUCAUUAAUUUAAUUUUGAGGGAGUUUUUCUUUCAGGUUUCAUGCACAGAAACCUGGGUAGACUGGAUAAAUAUUAGCCUUUAGAAGAUAGUUUAUUCACCUAAGAAAGUGUCAUUUCAGCCCACUGAAAUAAAUUCAGGACCAAUAUGACCAUGAGACGCACGUCCUAGUCAUACGUACUGGUGGAAAUCAGCACAUGAGGACUUUAUGAAAUCAUUUCACAAUGGCUUUUCAAAAUAAAAUAUAAAUGAAAUAGCUGAAGGACCAUAGAAGAGGAGGAGACCAGCCAAUAAAGGCCAAUUUGGGUGUCAGUCUUUUUUCCCAAGUAACAAGUGAUAGGAUGAGAGGGAACAGCCUCAAGUUGCACCAGGGGACGUUUAGGUUGGAUAUUAGGAAAAUGUCUU
Molecule: messenger RNA, 4832 nt
Organism: Aquila chrysaetos chrysaetos
Lineage: Eukaryota; Metazoa; Chordata; Aves; Accipitriformes; Accipitridae
Gene: OCSTAMP
Product: osteoclast stimulatory transmembrane protein
Exons: 3
Coding region: 2612-3997 (461 amino acids)
Cellular component (GO): membrane
Source: RefSeq, a predicted model, not a curated record